AUGAGAGCAAGCAACCAUUUAAUAGGAGUAGUAAACUUCCUAACAUUUCUACUCUCAAUCCCAAUAUUAGCAGGAGGAAUAUGGCUAAGUAGCAAAGCAAACUCAACAGAUUGUAUAAAAUUUCUUCAAUGGCCAUUAAUAGUAAUUGGAGUUUCAUUAAUGGUGGUUUCAUUAGCUGGUUUUGCUGGCUCAUGUUACAGGAACACUUUCCUCAUGUACCUUUACAUGUGGGCAAUGUUCUUCAUCAUCGCCGCCUUAAUCGGGUUCGUUGUUUUUGCCUAUGCUGUGACGGAUAAAGGUUCGGGUCGACCCGUUUUAAACCGGGCUUAUUUGGAGUAUAAUUUGGAGGAUUAUUCGGGUUGGCUUGAAAGGAAGGUUUCGGAUCCGGGUUAUUGGGCUAAACUUAGCUCUUGUAUUAGGGAUUCAAGGGUUUGUAGUAAAAUGGGUCGGACUUUUCAUGGUGUUCCUGAAACUUCUGAUAUGUUCUUCUCCAGAAAACUUAGUCCUAUUGAGUCUGGGUGUUGCAAGCCACCAACAGAUUGUGGUUAUGGAUAUGUGAAUGAAACCUUAUGGGGACCAGGAGGCGGGCUCGUAGGAACCAACUCAGACUGUGCAAGAUGGAGCAAUGACCAACGACAGUUGUGUUACGGUUGUGACUCCUGCAAGGCUGGUGUUCUCGCAAGCCUGAAGCACAGCUGGAGAAAGGUGUCUGUGAUCAAUAUCGUCGUACUAAUACUCCUUGUCAUCUUCUAUGUUAUUGCUUAUGCAGCUCUCCGAAACAACAAGAGGAUGGACAACGACGAGUCCUAUGGCGAAACCAGGAUGACCAAGUCACAUCCUACUGCAAUGCAUUUCUAAAACCAUCUAUCAUUGUGGUAUGUAGCGAUUUCUGUUGUUUAAAUAUAUUGGGACAGAAAUGGGGUUGUAUGUACGUUCUCCAUGGCUUCAUAUUUGGCGAAUGUCAUUUUGUUUUUUCUCAAGGUUUUUUGUAUGGAGGAAUUGGUUUGGCGUAUAGAUUGUACAAGGGAUGUACUUUAUCAUCAAGAUAUGUAACCAUUUUGUGGAUCUCCGAACUGGGGAGUGUAUGAACUUUGUAUCCAUCAUGAAAUAGCUUAAAUUUGUAGAAAUAUAUGCUCUUUUGUUA
Molecule: messenger RNA, 1144 nt
Organism: Chenopodium quinoa (quinoa)
Lineage: Eukaryota; Viridiplantae; Streptophyta; Magnoliopsida; Caryophyllales; Amaranthaceae
Product: tetraspanin-3-like
Exons: 2
Coding region: 1-858 (285 amino acids)
Biological process (GO): auxin-activated signaling pathway
Cellular component (GO): plasmodesma; plasma membrane
Source: RefSeq, a predicted model, not a curated record